GGAAGAGAACGGAGCGCGCUCAGAAGAUCCCUCUUUCCACUCACGCCUGGCGCAACUAGGCUGAGGCGGCUCCGAGCGCUCCGGGCGCAGCGCGCGCGCGAGCGAGCGAGCGAGCGAGAGAGAAGCGGCUCCAGGCGACCGCCUCGCUCCCACCCAGCCGCUCGUCUCCUCCCCGCUUUCCCGCCCUCGCCGCCGGGCCGGGGGAAAGCGUGCUCUGCCUGCGUUUCCCUCAUGGCGAAGAGCCGCGCCAUGCAGCCUCCCCGGGUGCUCCUCUAAGCCAUGCCGCCGCCGCCGCUGCCGCUCCUCCUCCCGGCGCUGCUGGCCGCCUUGGCGCCUCCGUGCCGAGGCUGGUCCGCUCCGGAGCCUCCUUCGCCCGAGCUGGCGCUGCCGCCCGUCAACGCCUCCGCCUCUUCUUCUUCUUCGGCGCCCUUCGCGGGCUCCUCAGGAGGGCGAGAAGCGGCCACUGAGGAGGAAGCGCGCCCCGCCGCCGGCGCCACGGCGGCCCCUUCGCCCGCGCCGCCGCCCCACCGCCGCCCUCCGGCGCCUCAGCAGCAGCCGCCUCGCGAGGACCCUCCGUGCAACAUCAGCGUGCAGCGCCAGAUGCUGAGCUCGCUGCUGGUGCGCUGGAGCCCGCUGGGCUUCCAGUGCGACCUGGUGCUCUUCUCCACCAGCGGCCCCGGCGGGCGCGCCUUCUUCUCGGCCGCCUUCCACCGCGUGGGGCCGCCGCCGCUGCUCAUCGAGCACGUCGGGCUGGCGGCCGGCGGCGUCCAGCAGGAUCUGCGCCUGUGCGUGGGCUGCAGCUGGGCCCGGGGCAGGCGCGUGGGGCGCCUCCGGUCGGGAGUCGCCAACCCGGCGCCCGCCUCCUCCUCCGCGCUCUCCUCCUCCCUGCCCUCUCCGGAGCAGCAAGGCGACCGGCUGCAUUUCUGCUGCCUCGAUUUCAGCCUGGAAGAGCUGAAGGGGGACCCCGGCUGGAGGAUGAACCGAAAGCCCAUCGAGUCCACCUUGGUGGCUUGCUUCAUGACGCUCGUCAUCAUCGUGUGGAGCGUGGCCGCCCUCAUCUGGCCGGUGCCCAUCAUCGCCGGGUUCCUGCCCAACGGCAUGGAGCAGAGGAGGAGUGCUGCCGCCGCCGCCGCAGCCUCGGGAAGCACAUCUGGAGCAGCUGCAGCCGCCGUCAAGUGACCCCCAUCCAGUACUGGAUGAAACCCCGAAGAGGCCCAUCGGCGAUCGAAAUCUUGCCGCCCUCCCCACCUCUAGUGGGAUAACACUGAACUCAGAAAGCUUGAUUUGUCAUUUUCCUUCCAAGAUCAAAUCAAUAUCGGGGUCCCUAAAAUGUGUGGGGGCCUGCUCUGCCUAUUUAGUCAUCCGCCCCACUGCCCCACCCUUGCCUCCCUUUCUGUUCUUCCUCCUCUGCUCGCUUCCUGGUCUAAUCCAGGUCGUAUCCAUUGUCCUGGAUGUCGCCGUCCCCUCUAGUGGGAUAACAUUGAACUCAUAAAGCUUGAUUUGUAAUUUUCCUUCGAGAUCAAAUCAAGCUUAUUUUGAUCUUGGGGGCCCCUAAAAGGCGUGGGGGCCCUAGCCCGGUGCCUAACUCUGGCUGUUUGGUCAUCCGGCACUGCCCCAUCCCUGCCUCCUUUUCACUUCUUCCUGGCUUCCUGAUCUAAUUUGGGUCGGAUCCAUUGCCGUGGAUGGGCCUCUGAUUUGGGCAUUGACCUUGCUAUGCUUUCUGGGGGUAGUGUUGAAAAGGAAUAUAUUUUGUAGAUCACUGCAAAGCCAUCUUCUUGGCGUGGAGUGCUGAAGUGGACUUGGGUGGAAAUCUUGUAGCUGGGAUCUUUGGGGGACCAGCCCCUUCCCCUGUUCGCUUAAGGGAGUUUAUAGAUCUAUUUCUGGUGUGCUCAAAGUCAUAUCUUUUUUUUAGAAAAAUGACCAAAACCUGUGUAUUGGCUUUAUAUAUAUUUAAAACUCUUUUAAGUCAGUAUUUUAGUAAAGACCACACACACACACAAACCCAGUGCACUUUCCAAGUAGCUGUGAGCCAGAGUACUUAUUUGUAUAUGAAUACACUUUUGUCUCUGCAAGAUUUUAUUUACCAAAAGAGGGAACUUUUUGGGGGGCAGGGUUGAAACUUGCUAAUACCAAUAUAUAUUGUUCCUGGAGAACGGGGAGUUGAAACACUCUUUUACAAUGUGUGUGUUUCAUAUUAGAGAAUGUGUGGUUACUAUUGUAAUUCUGUUGGGUUCUGAAUACAGAUAUUUUCUUUGUCGAAGCGUUUUAAGACUUUGGUCUGUUUUUCUCAGAGUGGUUGACUUGACAAAUCUCAGCUACAAUCCCGUAAGAUCUAGGGGUAGGAACAAAGGCUUAAUAAGACAUGUUUUCACACCCACCCAAUAUAAUUAACCCCUCAGUUCUUAUGUAAUGACAAGUCACAACAUUUGAACUCACUUUAA
Molecule: messenger RNA, 2441 nt
Organism: Zootoca vivipara (common lizard)
Lineage: Eukaryota; Metazoa; Chordata; Lepidosauria; Squamata; Lacertidae
Gene: TMEM158
Product: transmembrane protein 158
Molecular function (GO): peptide binding
Source: RefSeq, a predicted model, not a curated record